Alligator mississippiensis (American alligator) is the source of this 2340-nucleotide messenger RNA. It is a transcript of the gene UBL4A, whose product is annotated as ubiquitin like 4A. Gene Ontology annotation, molecular function: protein binding. Gene Ontology annotation, biological process: post-translational protein targeting to endoplasmic reticulum membrane. Lineage: Eukaryota; Metazoa; Chordata; Crocodylia; Alligatoridae. The transcript has 3 exons. The coding region runs from base 1798 to 2205 and encodes 135 amino acids. The record is from RefSeq and is a predicted model, not a curated record.
GGGGGCAGGUGCCCUCCAUGCACACCAGAUCCCCUAUCCAGGCCCCACUUCUGCUGCAGGAACCCCAGGGCAAACCCACUGCCCCCAGCCUGGGCCAGGGUUCCAAGGGCUCCCAGAAGAGACAGGUGCCCUGGUUGUCUCAGGUUUUCUGCUGCCUGCCAGCUGGCUCCAGCCAUGGACACCCAAUCACUGGUAGGCCUGAAUAUUUCAAGCUGUGCUAUGGCUCAGGUGACACCUUGCAGGGGGCUGUAUCCCAGCCCAGGGGUUUUGGGCUGGGGUAGAGGGCAGCCUAGUGAAACAAGAAGCAGACAGAGGCAACAGCAAGAACAGACUUAGAGCAGCCCCAGCACCAUUCUGAACCUCCUCCAGUUGCCUCAAAGCCUGCUGAAUCACUAGGCAAGAAACUUGUAGCUGGUCCCUCCCUGCCCAUCUUCAUUGCCCUAAAUUUCAAGAGCUUCUGACUGUCCCAGCAAAGGUAGGCCCCAAGACACUGCUGACAGUAAACAUGUCCUCUCUCUACCAGUUUUCAUCUAGUCAGAGAUGCCCAAGGCAUAUUCCCCACCUGAGGGGCAGAGUUAAGGGGACUUCAGCAUAGAAGCAGGAGGUAGGUACAGCAAGCCUCCCACAGUUUACAUGGCUCACCCAUGAAGUGACACCACCACCAGGUUUAUGUCUCAGUCCCACGCGAUGAAAAUACAUGUGGUGAACCCAUGUGGCUGCUUCUGGGCCAUUGCCUCCUCUCUCAGGGGCCUUUUCUACCCAGCAGUCAGGGACUGUAUCCCAACAUCCAUCAGCUGGAGGAUGCCACCAUCCUGCCAGGCACCACCCAAGCUGAGGGACGCAGAGGCAGCCAAGUGCAUCCCAACAAGGAGCUGGGUUGUACACAACACAGCCCCUCUGAUGCAUCUAUCUGGCUAAUUCCUGGCAGUCAGUGUCAGGUCGUCUGAGGUCUCAACAGUAAACAGGUCCCCGCUAGGUGUUACAUAUAUUGCACAAAUCCCUGGUUCAUCAUUUAGACUGGCUCCAUGUGAAAAUUCCUCAUCGCACCAUAAAUAUCAUGCCUUCCAGCUAUAAACCGAGCCAAGCAGCUACAAAGUUAGUGUUUGAAAAUGUGUCACAUGGUCGCUGGUUUCUCUCAAGCUUUAAUUCAAACAUGCACCCAGAGAUUCAAUGCAUGAAAGACCCCAGGCUGAAGCCAGAGGAAGUGGUAACCCUGGAAUUCAUACCAAAAGGACCAGGGCAUAUAAUUCCUUCCUGACCCCAAUGCAGCAUGAGGUUGACCCCAAACAGAGGGGUGAGAUGGAACCCCCUGCUGCAAGUCGCAAUAUUGCCCAGCAUUACCGAGUGAGGCAAACCCCCCAUGAACCUGCAGUUCACCACGACUUGUGUGUUUAUUCUGGAACCUACUGCUGACACUUAAGGAAGGAUAUCUUUCCGGCCUGACAAAGCCCAGAAGCCUAGGGGCAGCAAAGAACAACAACCCCACCCCCAAUUCCCUGUGCUAGUGCGUUAAUUGCUCCCCAUUUGUUGCUCACGCCUAAUGCUCAGUUGCGAAGGCAAGGCGUGGAGUGAGUACGGCUAAACUUCCCACUCAAAGGAGCACUCUAGCCCCCAAGAGAUAGCUUUAUGAUGCAAAGUACGCCCGCUGCACUUCCGUCUCCAUAGUACUGAAAGAGCCGCUCUUGCUCUACCUGCGUCUUCAUCUGUCUAGGCCGCCCUACUUCCGGCCUGCUUCUCUAUAGUUCCUCCGCGGCCACUCUGGCCGUAUAACUCUAUGGUGCAGUUAAAGGGCUCGCGAUGCUGCUCACGGUGAAGGCGCUGCAGGGUCGGGAGUGCAGUCUCCAGGUGCGAGAGCCCCGGAGCGUUGUGGAGGAGGGACAAGAUGAGCACCGGCUCUCAGACUACGCCAUUGGCCCUGAGUCCAAGCUGAACCUGGUAAUCAAGCCACCAGAGAAGGCAUCACCUGAGGAGACUGGGUGUAAAGGCUCCUCUCCUGCCACAGCCUUCCCCACCCUCUGGCCCCAGCUCACCCAGGUCCUGGCACGGCAUUUUAGCACAGCUGACAUGGAGAAGGUGCUGGAGCAGCUGCAAAAGGACUAUGACCGCAGCCUUCGCCUCCUGAGCCUGGAUGACAUAGAGCGCUUGGCCACCCGGAUCCUGCACCCUGACACACCUGACAUGUUGGAGAUGGGCUUUCUGGACUAGCCCCCAGGGGGGGAAGGGAGGGGCAGCCCCCCUCCCCUCUGCUGCCCCUGUUCCUACUCUGAACUGCUGCUAAUAAGCUGGUGGCCAAUGUAACCUUUCUCCUUCCCACAAUUAAAGGUGAUGGUGAAUACAAGA